UCUGCUUUUAUUCUUCUUCCCUCACAGACCUUCAAGUCGUGCACGUCAAACUUGCUCUUCGUAUGAAAAAGACCUUAUCUGGUUGCUCUUGCUUGCCGUGACCUUUGACUGGAUCAAAACCAUUUCGUCUCUGGCGAUCAGAUCCCCGUCUGGCUUCAAGCGAAAAGCCUUCACAUCCUUCUUAUCCCGUUAUUCCCUUCCGGUCUCUGUCGGCUUUUCCGUUUCAAAAAACGGGGGGAAAAUGAGGCGGAUCUCGUUUAUUUUGGCAGCGUGCCUAUUUCUGUGUUGGCCGGGAAAUCGACAAGUAAGAGCAUUCAAGCCUCUUACUCUGUUCAAUAGUUCGGACAUCACCAAUCUAGAGUACCAGAAGGUCUUGCAGUCCUUGGAACGCGAAGGAGAAUGGGAUUCCGAAGGCAUCAAGGAGUUGGCUCUGGCCUACCACGGGGUCAACAAUAAAUUCCGAGCUCAAAAGGCCGUUUACCGAAUGAAGAAGAUCAUCCAGGCCAACCGAGCCAAGACCAAAAGCAAUUUUGUCCAUUUAAUGACCGAUAUUCAGCUCAAGCUUUUAAACGACUACCGCCGCGAGUUGAAGACUGGUGCCUUCCACAACUCCACAUUCCAUGACCUGACUCGUGUCCUGAACUUUGUCAACCAAAAGAUUGUCAAUCAUGUGAAGGCCAAGGAAUGUUUGACAUGUCCCAAAACUCCCGCGGCCGAUUUGAUCCACACCCAAACGGAGCAACCCUAAAAGAGCGAGAGAAAGAAAAAAGAAACAAGAGAGAUGGGACCACUUGAACACUCUGAGCGUACCUGUCCCACUCCUUUUGGGAACGGAAUUGAUGAUUUGGAGCUGUCACCCAGGGAGAUGAUUUAUGUUAUACUUCAACCAAUCUAACCUCUCUGUUGUGAUAUCGUGGAUGUGAGAGUCCCUCUAUUGUAGAAAUAAAAUACAAAGUCUGUCCGCAGAAGCUCCCCGCAUAAUUUGGAUGA
Molecule: messenger RNA, 990 nt
Organism: Tigriopus californicus
Lineage: Eukaryota; Metazoa; Arthropoda; Copepoda; Harpacticoida; Harpacticidae
Exons: 4
Coding region: 242-748 (168 amino acids)
Source: RefSeq, a predicted model, not a curated record